AUAUCGAGCAUUUUCCGGCCGAAACGCUCGUAUCCUACCUCUUCCCUCUUUCCUGUUCCCUUGACUUUCCUCGUCUUCAAUCUGGCACACCCUUGACGAAGACGACAUGUCUUCGCCCUCCCUCUCAACCAGGCCUUCAGCAUCUUCCAACCAAGCCACAAGUACCAGCAGUAGCAAUAGUAGCGUCGAAGAACCACUUUACCAAGUCAAGCUUUUGUCGGCUCUUCGUAGUGGCGACCCGGCAUUAAUACAUCCAUUUCUCACUGAGAUUGGCAAGGACAAACGGAAGUCAACUGAGCAAAACCUCGACACGGGUGCAGCGGCGUUGCAUCUCGCGGUGAGAUGCGCUUCAGUUGCGACCGUAGCAUUAUUAUUGUCACAUCGAGCAAUUUCUCCAAACGGUGUUCACCCUCCAGGUUCUGGAACAACUGCUUUGCAUUUAGCAUCAUCAUUAGGGCGUGUUGACAUCGUCAAUCUUCUGUUGGAGCAGGAGGGUAUAAAUGACAGCCUCACAGACGCUAAUGGGAAAACCUGUAUAGACGUGGCGAAAGGACGUGAUGUUAUUCGCGUCAUUGAAGAUUCGCGCGCAUUUCUUAAUGCAUCUUAUCGUUCGCUCUUGCACAGCUAUAUAAUGUCUCCUCUUUCUACUCCGCUUUCUUCGGCACUUCUUAGACUACUCGAAUCUCCUCGGGUGCGCUUUGUGAACCUUUCCUACCUUGAUGAUGACUCCGGCGUGUCACUGCUCCACGAGGCCGCAAGGCGCAAGGAUCUACGCCUCAUUGAGCUGGCUGUCAGAUCUGGGGCAGAUGUCUUUGUACGGAAUCGGCGAGGAAAGAUGGCAUAUGAAGGAACCGGAAAAGAUGAUCGCGUUCGCGUGUUUCUACGGCAGUUCGCUAAUCAUGAUAGCAGCUUAAUUCAGGCUCCCUCGUCCGCCCAAUCUCCUGUUUUGAAAGGCUAUCUCAAUAAGUACACGAAUGUUGCAAAAGGCUACAAUACUCGUUGGUUUAUCUUGGAAAAUGGGGUUUUGUCGUACUAUCGCCACCAAGAAGAUGAAAGCGUCGCUAGUCGCGGCUCCAUAUCGAUGAAGACCGCUAUACUCAAAAUAUCCACAACCGACCGCCUGCGUUUUGAGGUGCAUUCUACCCCUUCCCGUGGGCACCAAUCGGGUGUUCAGAAGUGGUACAUGAAAGCGAACCAUCCUGUGGAAGCAUCCCGCUGGACACAGUCGAUAUCUAAGAGCAUCGAGUGGCACAAACAUGACAAUGAAGGUCGAAGGAGCGGCGAGAGCGAUGCCAAUGGCAUAAUUCCAAAGUCUGUGACGGUUUCUUCAUUGCAUUCUCAUUCCCAUUCCCGGAACGAGAGCACCAAACAAGGCAACUGGAGCGAGGGCGAGUCCCAGUCUGUGGCAAGCUCUCACAGGGGAAGAUACCAUUCUCAAACGAAUGAUCGAGGUGACGAAGAACUGGACAACGACGAGUCUUCUGCUUCGGAGUCCAUCACAAAGACAGUACCCUUCGACUCCAGUUUUGAGUUGCACGGCAACUCAACAUCAGCACAGAUGGAGUUGACGUCACAGCUGCUGUCUAAUCUCGUUCUUCCCUCUGAUGUAUCUCAACAGACUAACGAUUUACGAAGCGCCUUGAAGGAGUCCUUUUCCAUGGUGCAAGGCAUGCUAGAUGAAUACAUACAAAUGGUCAAAGUCCGAGAAGAAUGGUUCCGAAAACAGCUACAGAAGGAGCGAGACAAAUCGACUUUGUGGGAAGAGAGUUUUGCUACUGUUGUUAAAGAAGGGGAGAAUCUCGAGAAGGAACUACGUAUCCGAAGCAGAAGGCGCGGCAGCCGCUUCUUCGACGCGGCCGAGGUACCUGGAACAGUAAAACAACGCCAGUCUUUCCUUGCUCCCUAUCCACCCGUUAUCGAAGAAAGUCCCAAACCUGCAUCAGAACUUUCUCAGCUAUUUUUGCAGCAUAAAGAGACGGUCGAAAUUUCACGCCCAACGGAUUUACCUCUGCGAUCGGAAAGCGAUGGCUCUGCUGUCCCUGCAGUAACGACGGAGGCCGAAAGCGCGUUAGACACUGAUGAUGAGGACGAAUUUUUUGAUGCCAUCGAACCAUACAAUAUACCCAACCUGAUAAUACCGGAGUCUCUCGCCAGUCCAACACAUUCAGAAUUGUCCCUGCCUGUCGACCUAACUGCGCCCUACGCUGGAUACAGAAAUCUUCGUACUUCGCUUAACUUGAUGGAUGAGCGUCCGAACACAAGUCUUUGGUCUGUACUCAAACACAGCAUCGGGAAGGACUUGACCAGAAUCAGUUUCCCCGUCUUCUUUAACGAACCAACAAGUAUGUUACAACGGAUGGCGGAAGACAUGGAAUUUUCAGAGUGCCUUGAUACUGCUGCCCGGGAGCAAGAUCCGUUAUUGCGAAUUGCCUAUGUAGCGGCUUUUGCCAUGUCAAACUACUCUUCCACCAUCGGUCGGAUUGCUAAACCUUUCAAUCCUAUGCUUAGCGAGACGUUCGAGUAUGUACGAUUCGACAAAGAGUAUCGAUAUAUAUCCGAACAAGUAAGCCAUCAUCCACCUAUCUCUGCGUGCUAUUCGGAGUCUCCAUAUUGGCAUUACUAUGGCGAGGUCGAUGCUCAGAACAAGUUCAUGGGGAAGUCGUUCGAGAUUAGGCCGACUGGUGUUGCGCAUGCUGAACUAGCUUUGCCGUCGGAACUUGGAAUCGGAUAUCCGAAGGCAAGGGGUGAGACGCAGGCCGGUAAGGUCCUGGAACAUUACAGCUGGAAAAAGGUCACCACAAACGUAUCUGGGUUCAUUCUGGGAUCGCCUACGAUCGAUCACUACGGCGAAAUGAAUGUCAUCAAUCAUCGAACUAAUGACCGCUGUAUACUGACGUUCAAACCCCGAGGUUGGCGCGGAAGGGAUGCCUAUGAGAUUUCUGGACACGUCAUCGAUUCGAAAGGCAUAACAAGAUAUAGUAUUGCUGGUAGAUGGAACGAGAACCUACUCGCGUGGAAAGCAGGUGGGACCAGAGUUUUGCAGCCCGAUGGUUCUGUUGGUGGUCCCAAUUCUCCUGCCGCUAGUCGAGAACACAUUCUGUUAUGGAGAAACUCUGAAAAACCUGCCGGAUCUCCAUUCAACUUGACACCAUUCGCCAUAAGUCUCAAUGACUGUCCAGAAGACACGCUGAAACCGUUUUUGUGCCCGACAGACUGUCGACUGCGAGUUGAUCAGCGAGCAUUUGAGCUUGGGAAAUAUGAGCUCGCUAAUCAGCUAAAAUCGGACCAGGAGGAUAGGCAGAGGGCUACCCGGAAGGCCAGGGACGAAGGCAAGCUGCCUCCGCACCAGCCUAGGUGGUUCACGGCGACUACGGAUGGAGACACUGGUGAAAGAGUUUGGGCGCCUUCGAUGUUGGGUGAUAAUUUGGAAUAUUGGGCUCAGAGGGAGAGGGUUUGGAAAGAGAAACACAACGGCGGGGAGGGACAGUGGCACAACGUGGAAUCUAUCUUUAUAGAAGAGCCGGACUUUCUCUAAUGGACAUGGGUAUCGUAGUUUAUUGUAAUUAAUAUGUGGAAUAAUUCGGUAUUACUGGCAGGGGACUGGAUGGGCAAACGGUUUUCGGAUGAACUACGCUGGGCUGUGGCGAAAAGUUGUAGGCUAUCAUAGCUGGCAAGCAAACCUUGUCUCCGAUGACUUUGAUAGACGUUGCGUCAGAAGGGAAACGUUCAUUUUUUAUUGUGUGCGCAGAGGUGUGUAGUCAGAAGGAAGCUAGACAAAAGGCUAUGUUCAGAGCGGUGAACGUUUGAACGCUGACACUCGUCGGUCCCGCAUUGGCUCCAAACUUGAGUUUGAAAAGCAGGAGUAUCAGUAACUUGCUAGCCAGGCUAACUGACCAAGUUCUGAAGUUUAGGAAG
Messenger RNA from Desarmillaria tabescens, 3915 nucleotides. Its product is annotated as Oxysterol-binding protein-domain-containing protein. NCBI's taxonomy places the organism in Eukaryota, Fungi, Basidiomycota, Agaricomycetes, Agaricales, Physalacriaceae. The transcript is spliced from 12 exons. Gene Ontology annotation, cellular component: intracellular membrane-bounded organelle; nuclear envelope; membrane. The coding region runs from base 107 to 3535 and encodes 1142 amino acids. Gene Ontology annotation, molecular function: protein binding; sterol binding. Gene Ontology annotation, biological process: piecemeal microautophagy of the nucleus; exocytosis; maintenance of cell polarity. The record is from RefSeq and is a predicted model, not a curated record.